CCAACCACGACACAAUGAGUGAGGUCAAACCGCUGCCGCCGCUCCUACGCAUGCCUGCAGAUCUUUUCUGGGAGAUAGUCUCAUUUCUUGGCUGUCGUGAGCUCUACAAUGUGGCGCAGUCGUGCCAGCAACUGCGCGAUUACGGGGAAGAAGCCAGUAAGAGACUCUACGGCAGCAUGGUCAAGCAUCGGACGUUAGACUCCUCCUAUUUAUUCCUUUACUAUGAGGAGCAGACAGUGUUAUGUCGCGGACCUGGCGGCAUCGCGACGUCGAUCGACCAGAUUACCAUCGACGUGUAUACCAGCCAUUAUUCCAAAGACAAGAUCCCCAAUCGCGACCCGGACUGGUUUUUGAUAUCUUUACGGCGGUAUCCCCACCAAGACAAGGAUGAAUGGAGAGAAGCUGUGGCUGUAGCACUGCUGCGGAAGGGAAGAUUUGACGAAGCCAAACCCCACAUCAAACAGGUAAAUCCCGACUUCCUCCGCCGCAUCAUUGUAGCCGCAGCCAACUUUCGUGCACACGACUGCUUCAACGCUGCUAUGGACCGCCUUGGUUGGAGGCCGUCCGAACAAGUCAUGGACGAACUCUGCUACAGCAUCAUCGACCACACAAACGAGGAUUUUCUGGAACUCGUUGUCGAAAGGCUCAAAUCAGCACACGAUUUCCUCCUGCUUCGUCUUGCCGACUUCAUGGCAACACAGAGCCUCAACAUCAACCAGGGUGAAUCGUUUUCCUAUGCCCGCUGGCUUGAAGCUAGCCACGAGUACCUUGGUGAUGAGCCCGACUUGCAGUCAAUGGUCGGUCUGGCGAUCGCUUUCGAAUACCUCAUCAGUUCAGAUGAGCCAGCGCUCGAUGGCAUAUCUUCGCCACAAAUGAAUUUCGCGUGGCCCCUGAUCAGAAAGGCUCUCAGCAGCGAGCUAUGCAACCCCGAAUUCCGUAGAAGACCGAGCGGUGACUUGCUUGUCGACCUCUCUCGGCAGACGAAUUCCAAUACUGAUUCGGAUAUUUUGUACGGCCUACAAGUAGUACCAUCUAGAGGCUCACGGGAACAGACUGCCCCUGUUCUUUGCCGACACAAGGUAUUUACACCGAACUGGAGCCUGAGCGUGGAGUCGAACGUAAACGAACAAUUGCUCCUGCCGAAAGAUUUCAUAUCCUCGGAUCAUAGUGUCAAUGUUGAUGGCACUAUGUCCGAGAACCAGUUCAAUUAUACACUGACCUUUUCCGCCCUCCCUCCGCUCAAUGUCGCCGCGCCUGACUUGGAAGUUGGCGACAGAGGUGACGCCGUCAGCCGGCCGGCAGCCAGCAUCGCGCAACAAGUGGCCAAGGUCAUCGAUGCUGCGCUCGUAUUCUAG
Microdochium trichocladiopsis is the source of this 1355-nucleotide messenger RNA. RefSeq lists its product as uncharacterized. The transcript is spliced from 4 exons. NCBI's taxonomy places the organism in Eukaryota, Fungi, Ascomycota, Sordariomycetes, Xylariales, Microdochiaceae. Bases 15 to 1355 code for a protein of 446 amino acids. The record is from RefSeq and is a predicted model, not a curated record. Gene Ontology annotation, molecular function: protein binding.